AUGAGAGUAUGCAAGCCACAGGGAUCCAGUGCGAGUGCAACCACUGGAACAGCAACACGCCUCCCCCACCAACCCGCUACCUGCACUGCUUCUCGCAGAAGUUCUUUUCCUUGCGGCACUCACAGCUGCCCCGCGCGCACUCCCCCGCACACGCACAUGGAGUGUAUGCCUCCUGCCAGGCACGGGGGGCCACGGGGGGCACAAAGGGCGGGCGGAAGGAUGGGGUGCAUCAAGUGUGCACAGGGCAUUGGGAUUCAGCGAUGUGUGGGGUUGAAGCACUGCUGCAAACACCGCCACACACCUCCCAGCAGCGCUGCACUCAUCACUCUGAUGGCUGCACUCACCACUCUGCCGGCUGCACUCACCACUCUGCCGGCUGCACUCACCACUCUGCCUGCAGCACUCACGAGUUGGCAGGGGGGAAUGUGUGACCGCUGCUGCAGCAGCGCCUUCACGGCAGCAGAGGAUGGCGCCACCGGCGCUGGCGGGUGCAGGCAGCACUCUUGGCGCAGCGGGGUGCGAGGCACACCCGGGCGUGUGCCAGCUGAAUGGACGCACGAUAGGAAUGCACGUGCAAGGGCAGAUAGGAAUGCACGUGCAAGGGAAGAUAGGAAUGCACGUGCAAGGGAAGAUAGGAAUGCACGUGCAAGGGAAGAUAGGAAUGCACGUGCAAGGGCAGAUAGGAAUGCGCGUGCAAGGGAAGAUAGGAAUGCACGUGCAAGGGCAGAUAGGAAUGCACGUGCAAGGGAAGAUAGGAAUGCACGUGCAAGGGAAGAUAGGAAUGCACGUGCAAGGGAAGAUAGGAAUGCACGUGCAAGGGAAGAUAGGAAUGCACGUGCAAGGGAAGAUAGGAAUGCACGUGCAAGGGCAGAUAGGAAUGCACGUGCAAGGGAAGAUAGGAAUGCACGUGCAAGGGAAGAUAGGAAUGCACGUGCAAGGGAAGAUAGGAAUGCACGUGCAAGGGAAGAUAGGAAUGCACGUGCAAGGGAAGAUAGGAAUGCACGUGCAAGGGAAGAUAGGAAUGCACGUGCAAGGGAAGAUAGGAAUGCACGUGCAAGGGAAGAUAGGAAUGCACGUGCAAGGGAAGAUAGGAAUGCACGUGCAAGGGCAGAUAGGAAUGCACGUGCAAGGGAAGAUAGGAAUGCACGUGCAAGGGAAGAUAGGAAUGCACGUGCAAGGGAAGAUAGGAAUGCACGUGCAAGGGAAGAUAGGAAUGCAAGUGCAAGGGAAGAUAGGAAUGCACGUGCAAGGGAAGAUAGGAAUGCACGUGCAAGGGAAGAUAGGAAUGCACGUGCAAGGGCAGAUAGGAAUGCACGUGCAAGGGAAGAUAGGAAUGCACGUGCAAGGGAAGAUAGGAAUGCACGUGCAAGGGAAGAUAGGAAUGCACGUGCAAGGGAAGAUAGGAAUGCACGUGCAAGGGAAGAUAGGAAUGCACGUGCAAGGGCAGAUAGGAAUGCACGUGCAAGGGAAGAUAGGAAUGCACGUGCAAGGGAAGAUAGGAAUGCACGUGCAAGGGAAGAUAGGAAUGCACGUGCAAGGGAAGAUAGGAAUGCACGUGCAAGGGCAGAUAGGAAUGCACGUGCAAGGGAAGAUAGGAAUGCACGUGCAAGGGAAGAUAGGAAUGCACGUGCAAGGGAAGAUAGGAAUGCACGUGCAAGGGAAGAUAGGAAUGCACGUGCAAGGGAAGAUAGGAAUGCACGUGCAAGGGCAGAUAGGAAUGCACGUGCAAGGGAAGAUAGGAAUGCACGUGCAAGGGAAGAUAGGAAUGCACGUGCAAGGGAAGAUAGGAAUGCACGUGCAAGGGAAGAUAGGAAUGCACGUGCAAGGGAAGAUAGGAAUGCACGUGCAAGGGAAGAUAGGAAUGCACGUGCAAGGGAAGAUAGGAAUGCACGUGCAAGGGCAGAUAGGAAUGCACGUGCAAGGGAAGAUAGGAAUGCACGUGCAAGGGAAGAUAGGAAUGCACGUGCAAGGGAAGAUAGGAAUGCACGUGCAAGGGAAGAUAGGAAUGCAAGUGCAAGGGAAGAUAGGAAUGCACGUGCAAGGGAAGAUAGGAAUGCACGUGCAAGGGAAGAUAGGAAUGCACGUGCAAGGGCAGAUAGGAAUGCACGUGCAAGGGAAGAUAGGAAUGCACGUGCAAGGGAAGAUAGGAAUGCACGUGCAAGGGAAGAUAGGAAUGCACGUGCAAGGGAAGAUAGGAAUGCACGUGCAAGGGAAGAUAGGAAUGCACGUGCAAGGGCAGAUAGGAAUGCACGUGCAAGGGAAGAUAGGAAUGCACGUGCAAGGGAAGAUAGGAAUGCACGUGCAAGGGAAGAUAGGAAUGCACGUGCAAGGGAAGAUAGGAAUGCACGUGCAAGGGCAGAUAGGAAUGCACGUGCAAGGGAAGAUAGGAAUGCACGUGCAAGGGAAGAUAGGAAUGCACGUGCAAGGGAAGAUAGGAAUGCACGUGCAAGGGAAGAUAGGAAUGCAAGUGCAAGGGAAGAUAGGAAUGCACGUGCAAGGGAAGAUAGGAAUGCACGUGCAAGGGAAGAUAGGAAUGCACGUGCAAGGGCAGAUAGGAAUGCACGUGCAAGGGAAGAUAGGAAUGCACGUGCAAGGGCAGAUAGGAAUGCACGUGCAAGGGAAGAUAGGAAUGCACGUGCAAGGGAAGAUAGGAAUGCACGUGCAAGGGAAGAUAGGAAUGCACGUGCAAGGGAAGAUAGGAAUGCACGUGCAAGGGCAGAUAGGAAUGCGCGUGCAAGGGAAGAUAGGAAUGCACGUGCAAGGGCAGAUAGGAAUGCACGUGCAAGAGAAGAUAGGAAUGCACGUGCAAGGGAAGAUAGGAAUGCACGUGCAAGGGAAGAUAGGAAUGCACGUGCAAGGGAAGAUAGGAAUGCACGUGCAAGGGAAGAUAGGAAUGCACGUGCAAGGGCAGAUAGGAAUGCACGUGCAAGGGAAGAUAGGAAUGCACGUGCAAGGGAAGAUAGGAAUGCACGUGCAAGGGAAGAUAGGAAUGCACGUGCAAGGGAAGAUAGGAAUGCACGUGCAAGGGAAGAUAGGAAUGCACGUGCAAGGGAAGAUAGGAAUGCACGUGCAAGGGAAGAUAGGAAUGCACGUGCAAGGGAAGAUAGGAAUGCACGUGCAAGGGAAGAUAGGAAUGCACGUGCAAGGGCAGAUAGGAAUGCACGUGCAAGGGAAGAUAGGAAUGCACGUGCAAGGGAAGAUAGGAAUGCACGUGCAAGGGAAGAUAGGAAUGCACGUGCAAGGGAAGAUAGGAAUGCACGUGCAAGGGAAGAUAGGAAUGCACGUGCAAGGGAAGAUAGGAAUGCACGUGCCUGCUGUAGUCAAAGAUUUGGAAUGCAAUUUGAAGCAUCAACUUGUCAUCGUCGCUCCAACUGCCCUCGUGGAUGGCAGCACGGCCUCCCUGCAGCCCAUGAGAGGCAUGGGCGAGGCAAGGGCGAGGAGGAUGGUGGAGCGACACAUGGCAGACGAUGGGGUGCAGUGAAUGCAGAGCAGCAGCACAGUGCAGAGACUGUGACAGAGCGAGGAGGAACGGAAAGCAGUGGAUGGUGCAGACGACUGAGCGAAAUUCACAAUAGCAAUGACAGAUGGCAGAUGGCCUACCAGCAUGUGGCAGAUGGCAUACCAGCACGUGGCAGAUGGCAUACCAGCACGUGGCAGAUGGCAUACCAGCACGUGGCAGAUGGCAUACCAGCACGUGGCAGAUGGCAUACCAGCAUGUGGCAGAUGGCAUACCAGCACGUGGCAGAUGGCAUACCAGCACGUGGCAGAUGGCAUACCAGCACGUGGCAGUGCGGGCUACAGGCCACAGCGGGUGGUUGGGGUGGCGGCGAGGGAGGGCUGAAGGGCGCCGUGAGGUCCUGCCAAGCCAACCAGCACAGCACAGCACAGCCAUGGGGGUGGGCGCGUGGGUCGGUUGUGAGAACCCCAGGCGUGCUUUGGAUGCCUCAUACGAAAGGCGAGGGCGGUGGAGUGGAAAGACGUAACUGGCAACUCGUGCACAGUGGAGAGGGCAGCAAGGGAGGGCGGCAGGGGAAGGGCGGCAGGGGAGGGUGGCAGGGGAGGGGGUGGGCGGCAAGUGAGGGCGGCAGGGGUGGGCGGCAGGGGUGGGCAGCAGGGGAGGGCACCUUAAAUGUGGUGUUGGGGAUGUUGUCGUGCCGCUGA
This is a messenger RNA of Closterium sp. Naga37s-1, 4161 nucleotides long. NCBI's taxonomy places the organism in Eukaryota, Viridiplantae, Streptophyta, Zygnematophyceae, Desmidiales, Closteriaceae. The record is from the annotation of a GenBank genome assembly.